UGGGCUUUCAAGCUUCGUGCUUUUCGGCCGCCGCGCGCUGCUCAGCUGCUUUUCGCCUCUGCUCCGAACAGAGCUUUCGAUAUCUCGCGAUUUUUUUUGUAAACGAUUUUAGCGUGCGCUUGCCAUUCGAAAUAUUGUUUGUUUUAGUGCCUGAUUCGGUGUUUAAGAUUAUGUUUUGGUGGUUGACAAGAUUUCUCUUCUGCACGUUACCAAGUAAUUAAGCGAAUACUGAAGUUUUAUUUGACAAUUUCGCCGCGGAUUUCAAUAUGACCGAGUGAUGAGUGUGAACGUAACGUAGGCGAAUCGUGUUUGGCGUCAUUCGUGACGUCGAAAAUAAACUGAAAGUGAGAGGCUCGCGCGCCAAACGGCCCCUGGGGGGCGUCUGGGAGUGCGACGUUAACGUCGACAGUACUAUCGAAGAGGAGCCACAUUCACACAUGGUGCAGCCAAGCAACAACAACAACGGAAGCUCCGACAUGGACUCGCUCGAGGACAUGUUGCGGAAGCUAUCCGAGUUGGAGCAAAGGGUGUUGGAAGCCGAAGGGCGGGCUGAAGAGGCCGAGGAUAAGGUACGAAUAAUGGAACAGAAGUUGGCGUGGUCCGUGCAGAGUGACCCCAACAGCGCUCAGAUCCACCGCCUCGAAGGAGAAGUCGAGGAACAACGUCAAUUAAGACUGCACGACGCCAAGCAGGUCGAGGCCAAAGCGGCUCGAAUCAAGGAGUGGGUCACCAACAAGCUCAAGGAGUUGGAGAUCCAAAACCAGACGUUGCGCGAGCAGAACAUCAAAUGCAAUCAACAAUUAGAGCUGCUGAGGAACCACUUGGCCCUGAACGAGCGCAGGAGAUCGGAGAGUUGCUCGCCGGAACCGCGACAGUUUCCGCAACCGAGCAGCGCGCCUCUUAGCCAGAAACACCGACGACACCAAUCCGUUUGCCUUUCGACUAACACCAAUUUCGAACCUGUGAUACCCAGCACUUUAGUGACCAGCGUUAAUUUCGGAACGAGUACUUCGAGUAUGGAUCCUUUUACCGAUGAAUUGCGCGCCGCUGUCGAUAAUCUUAGUAUAGGACGGAUACCCAGCAGCAGCGCCAGCGAUCCUGAUCUUGCUCAUGAUUACGCAGAAAUUUACACCCCCAGCAGGGAGAAGGUGACGUGGCCUAGAGCUCCUACGCCGCCUAUUCAUAGGUUUCCCAGCUGGGAAGAUAGAAUUUAUCAGGUGGCUGCUGAUGGUUUAACGCUCACCGGAACAACUCCGAGCGAUUUGGGUCCGGAACAAGCUGGUUACCAAGAUAUUCCAGUUCCUGUAUACGCUACAGUUAAAGGAAGAGCUAGCCAGAUAAGGUCGAUGCCUUUCACUGGAGAUUCCUCCGACGAUUCCAGCGAUGGAGAAGGGAACAACGUAACAGCUGUGGAUGGUACGAACACUCACAGUAGAAGUUCCGGUGAUACUACAGGUUCUAGUCCGGGCAAACGAACUGCAUCCAGCAGCAGCGGAUCGCCGAGUAAAAGUAAAACCAGAGAUACUUCCUUCGAAUCUGGAAUGUCCGAUGAUUAUGCAGUCCCGCCAGAUGCUUUAAGUUGUGAUACCACUAGCUUAGAAUCCUCGAUGCUUCUUAGAGCUUCGUCGUAUUUAGAUAGUCCAAAGAGAAUAGAAAGUCUAGAAAAGUGCGGAUCGUUAGCUAAAUUAGGAGGUAAAUUGAAGACGUGGAGAAAAAAAUGGUUCGUGUUGAAAAACGGCAUUCUAACGUAUUAUAAAAGUCAAAGCGACAUCAACAGAAAACCCCAAGGACAAAUAAUGUUAGACGAAAUUUGUAAAAUUACUCGAGCCGAUGGCUCCAACACCUUUGAAAUAGAUACUGGAAAGAAAACCUAUUAUCUAACGGCAGAUUCUAUGACUGCUAUGGAAGACUGGGUGAGAACAUUACAAAACGUGCAACGAAGAAACGCAACUAAACUACUUCUAAGCAGAGAUGAGAGUAAACCCAUUCUACAGGGUGUAUUGAAGAAAGUUAAGAAUGGUAUUCCGCGCGAAUGUUGGUGUGUGUUGAUAGGAAAAAUGUUUUUAUACUUCAAGAAGUCUACGGACCCAACACCUCAUGGUCAAAUAAACAUGCGAGACGCCAAAGUAGAGGAGAUUGAGCACUUAUCCGAUUCAGACUCGGAAGAACAGGAUUCCGAUCAGCCUAAAUUCACCGUGGGAAUAUUUCCUAAUAAUCAAGCGCCAACCUACUUGCAUUUUACAGUCAAACAGGAAAAAGACGCUUGGUUGUAUCAUUUGACUGUGGCUAGCGGAGGUGGACCGAACACCGGCACUCAAUACGAACAACUCGUACACAAACUGAUGGAAGUCGAUGGAGAUCCGAACUGUGUCUUAUGGAGACAUCCGAUAUUACUACACGUGCCUUGUACGAAGGACGGCGCUGUUCCAUCCUAUUUUCCAUUAACCAGCCUACCAUCAGAAACUUUACAGGCCGAAGCCAUAAAGCUGUUCAAAUGCCUUCAAUUAUUCAUGUCGGCGGCCGUCGAUCAAGCAGGCAUCGAUUAUCACGUGGUACUGGCCCAGAACGCUUUGCAACAAUGCCUGGACAUGCCGGAUUUGCAAUCCGAAUUGAUUUGCGCUCUGGUAAAGCAAACCAGCAAGAGCGCCCCCUUGCCCAAACUCGGAGUCCAGGUAUCCAAACAAAAAUUGUUAAAAAAAAGCCAGCUGCUCCUUUGCGCCACGCAAAGUCUCUUUACCUGCGAAACGAACACGCCAAGCAUAAAUAGCACCGUGUCUGAUCAACAAAUCGCCUUGUCCAACACGCAGGCCGCGCAAGAAGACAAAUACAAAGACCACAAGGAGUGCUACAAGGACCACAAGGAUCCCAAAGGUCCGCCCGUUUACACGUUGCUGCAAGGAUGGCAGCUGCUCGCUUUGGCCGUCAGCCUGUUCGUACCGAAAAAUUCCAUGCUGCUUUGGUUCCUCAAGCUUCAUCUCCGGCGCAACGCCGAAAAUCGAACCGAAUGCGGUAAAUACGCGGCGUACUGCGAACGGGCGCUCGAACGGACCAUUCUGGCAGGUGGCCGGGAAUUGAAACCGUCCCGCAUGGAGGUGCUCAGCAUCCUCCUGAAGAACCCCCAGCACCACGCGCUGCCGCACUCGAUGCCCGUCCACCUGCUCAACGGCACCUACCACAUCACCAGCUUCGACGGCUCGACGUCCGUCAAGGAAUUCCGCGACAGCCUCGCCCAGGAGAUCGGCUGUCGCGUCGCCAACGGCUUCGCCAUCUUCAGCGACGAUCCCAUCGAGCGGGACCUCGAGCACACGCUCGAUCCGGCCGCCAAGCUGUGCGAUUUGAUCUCCAAGUGGGAGAUCGCGCUGCGCGAGAAGGGCCUGGGGAAGUUCGAGAACAGCAAGGUCAUCCGGUUGACCUACAAGAGCCGGUUGUGGUGGAAGAGCAGCUCGAAGUCGGAGACGGAGAAAGAGCGGCUGUUGCUGUCGUACCAAAUCAACAGGCAGAUAGUCGACGGGCGGUUUCCGGUUACCAGAGAGGCGGCGUUGGAGUUCGCUUCGCUGAUGGCUCAAAUGGACGCGGGCGAUUGUUCUCUGACGAACAAAAGCGCCGCCGGUACUCUGAGACAUCAAAGCUCCUCGAACGCGCACCAAAGCCUCAAAUCGACCAGAAACGGUACUUUGAGUCCGCCGGCGUCCGCGCAGAAUUCCGGUACUUUGAGCGCUCUGAACGACGUCCACGGGAUCCUGGCGGCUCACUCCGAUCAGGCUUUGAGCGCCAUCGAUAAGUUCUACCCGUACCGGUACAGGGACCAAGCGGACCAGGAGGGAUUGGCCGAGCUGCAGGCGAAGCUGAUGGCGAAGUGGAGGGCGCUGAAGGGCAAGACGCAAUCGGAUUGCGUCAGGGCUUACUUGAAUUCCACCAGGAAGUGGCCUUACUUCGGAGCGAGUUUGUUUCAGGCUCGUCUAAGACAACCAGACUCUCCGAUGACGUGGUUAGCCGUAAACGAAGACGCCAUAACGGUCUUAGAUUUGGCAACCAUGCAACAACGAGUCAGAUACCCCUACACGAACGUCCUAACAUUCGGCGGUUGUCAAGAAGACUUCAUGUUGGUCGUGACGCAAAACGAUCAGCAGCAACCCUCUCAGAAAUUGAUAUUCUCAUUGAGCAAACCGAAAAUACUCGAACUGACGCUGCUGAUCGCCGACUACAUGAAUUUGCUGAUCAACAAUCCGGGCACGCCGCUGUUGGGCACGCUGAGCAGAGGCACCGUGGUGUCGGUGAAUCAAUCGGCGGUGAACCAGACGGUUUUGAACCAAGUCGGCGUCAAUCAGAGCCAGCCCGAUAUUUUGAAAUCGACGCCCGAUCACGGGGUGCAGCGUUGCGAUUCGAAGCGUCGGACUCACGUCGAUUCCGGUUUGGCGUGAUAGAGAGAAAAAUAAUCGUAAAAAUUGAGGAUGCCGGUCUAGCGUGCGGUCUACCCGAAUUUAUUUUAUGCGAAGGGUUUGUUACGGAAUAUGACGGCGAGAUUUUUGAAGAUGACCUUUUGUUAAGCGUAUGAAAACUUUUUACUGGUAUUGUAUUAUUUAGAGAACAGUAUGUGGGUGAUUCAAUUUACCGAGAAUCGGGAAAGUAUCAGUAAUCAACCUGAUACACAAUUUUGUUUUUACCAGAAAUAUUUGUUUAAACUGUUAAAUAGCUAACUAAAGAUUAAAAGUGUUGGUGACACGUCAAAAUAUUUAACUUUUUAAAAGUUAAAAAAGUUUAUUCAGUUUAAACGUUAUUAAAAGUUUAAAAGUUAUUCAUCGA
Messenger RNA from Phyllotreta striolata, 4803 nucleotides. The record is from the annotation of a GenBank genome assembly. NCBI's taxonomy places the organism in Eukaryota, Metazoa, Arthropoda, Insecta, Coleoptera, Chrysomelidae.